GGCGGUGGUUUAUGAUAUGCUGAAACGCGGAAGAUAAGAAAAUUGCAGUUUUUUGCGAAUGUCGCUGGCGAUGUUAGCAGCUGUUCCUUGUUCAUACGCCGCCGUCGAACCGGUAACGGAACAACGCCAGGUCUCGGCAAAAAGCCAGAGGAAGAACAGCACCGCCGGUUUUGGGGCCAAGAAAAGGGAACCUCUUUGGCAGUGCGUAAAGAAUUGUGGUGCGUGUUGUAAGCUGGAUAAAGGACCCAACUUCCCCUCCCCUGAAGAAAUCUUCGAUGAUUCUUCUGAUAUUCAACUAUAUAAAUCUUUGGUGGGUUCUGAUGGAUGGUGCAUACACUUUGAGAAAAGCACAAGAACAUGCUCCAUAUACUCCGAUCGGCCGUAUUUUUGUCGAGUUGAGGCAGAUGUUUUUGAAACUUUAUACGGGAUUGAUAAGAAAAAGUUCAACAAGGAAGCUUGCAGGUUAGAUUAUAAUGGCACUGGCAUUAGCUGCAUAGAUACAAUAAAAGUUGUUCAUGGGUCUGAAUCAAAGGAGUUGGAGAAAUUCAAAAAGGCUAUUAGGAGCUAAGCUACAGCUGUUCUUUCCCUAAUGGAAACCUUCAUUGUCUUGACAAAGAUUACAAAUGUAUUGAAGAAUUAUUGGCCUUGAUGAUAAUUUUGAGUUAAGUCUUCAGAUUAGGUAUUGUAUUGAAGAAUUAUUAGCCUUGAUUUUCAUACCAUCAAAUUUAAUCAUGGGUGAA
This is a messenger RNA of Cynara cardunculus var. scolymus (artichoke), 740 nucleotides long. RefSeq lists its product as uncharacterized. Lineage: Eukaryota; Viridiplantae; Streptophyta; Magnoliopsida; Asterales; Asteraceae. The coding region runs from base 59 to 568 and encodes 169 amino acids. The record is from RefSeq and is a predicted model, not a curated record. The transcript is spliced from 4 exons.